Messenger RNA from Diceros bicornis minor, 6032 nucleotides. RefSeq names its product potassium channel tetramerization domain containing 1 (gene KCTD1). The transcript is spliced from 5 exons. Gene Ontology annotation, molecular function: transcription factor binding; transcription corepressor activity. Gene Ontology annotation, cellular component: nucleus. Gene Ontology annotation, biological process: negative regulation of DNA-templated transcription; protein homooligomerization. The coding region runs from base 337 to 2931 and encodes 864 amino acids. NCBI's taxonomy places the organism in Eukaryota, Metazoa, Chordata, Mammalia, Perissodactyla, Rhinocerotidae. The record is from RefSeq and is a predicted model, not a curated record.
GGAGUGUUUUACCCCCACCGACAGCUCUCCCUCCCCUUCCUUUUUUUUCCCCUUCAAAGUUUUCUUCGGAGCGGGGAGAGGGGUGGGAGAGGAAGAGCGUCCAGCCAGCCUCCGUUCUUACCCUCUCCCUGUCUAACUUACCCCCGCCUCCCCUCCAUCCCCUGCGCACCGCUGCCCCUCCGGAGCAGCGCUCCGAACUGACAAUUGGAGCGCGGCUCCUUUAAGAGCCCGGCUUUGCCUCCCGGUAGCUGAAGGUCAUUAAACACAAAAGCUCUCAGCGCUGCGGUCCAAUAUAGCGCAUGCGCCCUGCCCGAGGACUGGCAGAGAGACGGCAAUAUGGCGAGAAUGCCUGGCAGCGGGGACUGUAACACCAGCGCGGGCGGCAGCGCCAGCGCCGCCGCCGCCGCCGAGAACAAUGGGGAGCGGGGCGAGGGCGAGCGCGGUGCGGGGGGCCGCGGCCGCCGCCACGGCCGCCCGCACUACUGCAGCGCGGGCGAGGAGGAGGAGGAAGAGGAGGAGGAGGACGAGAUCCAGGAGGUGCAGAUAACGGGGGACGAGGAGGAGGAGGACGGAGGUGGGGGGCUGGAGGAGGACGAGGAGGAGGAAGAGGAGGAGGAAGAGAUGGGGCUGGACUGGGACGAGCCCCUAGAGCCCGAGGACUCGGCCGGGGAGGAGCUAGAGCCGGAGCCGGUCCAUAUGAUCAAUAUGGACCAGAGCGCCGCGCUGGAGCCCGAGGCACCGCCGCGACUGCUGGCGCCCCGGGCCCGCGGCGGGCCGCCCGGGGACGGCGCCGAGCUGGACCCCGACGUGCUGCAGCGCCCCGAGCGGGCCCGGCUGAGCGAGAACACCCGGCUGGCCACCCGCUACGCCGUGCGCAUCUUCCGGGAGUACCUGAGCGAGAAGGCGCAGAGCCCGGACUUCGAGACUAUGGACAAGGGGGCGCUGUGCCGCGUGCUGCGCUCCUUCUACGCCGAGGCCCGCUCCAAGAGCGGCCAGCUCUACAGCAAGUCGUCGCUCAUCAGCAUCCGCAGCUCCCUCAACCGCUACCUCAACGAGCCCCCGUACUGCCGCACGCUCGACCUCACCAAGGACCCCGAGCUGCGCAGCGCCAACCUGACGCUGGCCGCGGUCAUCCGCAAGCUCGAGGAGCAGGGCGCCGGGCCCGUGGUGCAGAAGCAAGCCAUCACGCGCGCCGACCUGCGCAAGCUCUACACCUCCAGCGUCUUCAGCACCAACACACCCUUCGGGCUGCUCAACAAGGUCUGGUUCGAGACGUGCAUGUACUUCUGCACGCGCGGCCGCGAGAACCAGCGCGAGCUGGAGGAGGACUCUUUUGGGCUGGCCAUGGACGAGGACGGCCGAAAGUUCGUCUACUUUAAAUCCCUCGGGCCCUACCACAAGUCGCGCUCGUCGUCGUGGAGCAAGAAGCGCGCCGAGAGCAGCGACGAGGAGAAUUUGCCCCGCAUGUACGAGACCGGCACCGAGUUCUGCCCCUACGCCAGCUUCGUCAAGUACUUGUCGAAGCGCAACCCCCUCUGCAAGGCGUUCUUCCAGCGGCCCCGGGACCACUGCAGCGAGGGCGAUGUGACCUGGUACGAGAACAAAGCCAUCGGCAAGAACUUGCUGGGUACCAGGAUGCAGAUGCUCUCUAAGGCGGCCAAGCUCUCCAAGACCUACACCAACCAUUGCAUCGGCGCCGUCUCCAUCGCCACGCUCAACAGCAUCGCGGGCAUCGGCACCAAACUGGGCUCGCCCGCCCCGCAGGGCUGCUACACUGAGGCUCUGAAUGGGGCGGCUCGCCACCACUCCCACCACCCCCCCACCCAUCCCUCCCACCACCACCGCCCCCAGCCGCCCUCGCUGGGGAACACCUACAUCCUCCCCAAAGACAGCCAGGUCGGGCCCGACGUGAAAUCCGAGGCUGCGCCCAAGCGCGCCCUGUACGAGUCGGUGUUCGGGUCGGGGGAAAUCUGCGGCCCCUCUUCCCCCAAAAGACUUUGUAUCCGCCCCUCGGAGCCUGUGGAUGCGGUGGUGGUGGUUUCCGUGAAACACGACCCCCUGCCUCUUCUUCCAGAAGCCAAUGGGCACAGAAGCACCAAUUCUCCCACAAUAGUUUCACCUGCUAUUGUUUCCCCCACCCAGGACAGUCGGCCCAAUAUGUCAAGACCUCUGAUCACUAGAUCUCCUGCAUCUCCACUGAACAACCAAGGCAUUCCUACUCCAGCCCAGCUCACAAAAUCCAAUGCGCCCGUCCACAUUGACGUGGGCGGCCACAUGUACACCAGCAGCCUGGCCACCCUCACCAAAUACCCUGAAUCAAGAAUCGGAAGACUUUUUGAUGGUACAGAGCCCAUUGUUUUGGACAGUCUCAAACAGCACUAUUUCAUUGACAGAGAUGGACAGAUGUUCAGAUAUAUCUUGAAUUUUCUACGAACAUCAAAACUCCUCAUUCCUGAUGAUUUCAAGGACUACACUUUGUUAUAUGAAGAGGCAAAAUAUUUUCAGCUUCAGCCCAUGUUGUUGGAAAUGGAAAGAUGGAAGCAGGACAGAGAAACUGGUCGCUUUUCAAGGCCCUGUGAGUGCCUAGUGGUGCGCGUUGCCCCAGACCUUGGAGAAAGGAUCACGCUCAGCGGUGACAAAUCCUUGAUAGAAGAAGUGUUUCCCGAGAUCGGCGACGUGAUGUGUAACUCUGUCAACGCAGGCUGGAAUCACGACUCGACGCAUGUCAUCAGGUUUCCACUGAAUGGCUACUGUCACCUCAACUCAGUCCAGGUCCUCGAGAGGUUGCAGCAAAGAGGAUUUGAAAUCGUGGGCUCCUGUGGGGGAGGAGUGGACUCGUCUCAGUUCAGUGAAUACGUCCUGCGGCGGGAGCUGAGGCGGACGCCCCGUGUACCCUCUGUCAUCCGGAUAAAGCAAGAGCCUCUGGACUAAACGGACAUACUCCUUAUGCAAAAAGGAAAAAAAAUACACAACCAAUAACGCAAACAAAAAAGGGACAUUUAUGUGCAGUUGGGACAGCAAACCAAGUCCUGGACCUAAAAUUGAAUAAAAGACACAUUUAUAUCCAGUAGAGACCACACCUGUAUUCAUAUGGGAACAAUUGGAAUAGUGAUAUCCUCAAGGUGUAAAAAAUAUAUAAAUAUAUAUAUAUGUCAAAAGGUAGGAAAUGCAAAAAAAGUGAAAAAAAAGAAAACAGAAAAAAAAAGGUGGUAGCUACAGUUGGUGCUGUGAUGGCCGUGAAGUGUCCUGGGCCCCCAAGGCCUCUGACCAAUAAACAAGCCAUGAGCAGUGAGGACGCAUCUCCUUACAGUUUCCAUUGCCAAUAGCCAUCCAUUGUUUCUUUUUCCUUUGUCUUUCUUUUUCCUUUUUUUUUUUUUUAAAAAAAAAAACAAAACAAAAACAAAAAAACACCUUGAAUUGAGUUUCUUUGCAUAUGGAGGUUUCAUGUCUCUUUAGGCAGGGACUGGGCAGGACUUCAGAAAAACGCUGAUGAGCACAUUGCAUUCGAAAGAUGUUAGACAUGAAAUUUUAAAUGUAGUUUGUACAGAAGCCACACUUUUUGGUCCACCUCACAGAUGUGAACGUUACUUUGUUUUUAAACUGAUCAGUUUUGCAAAGGGGCCAGAAUUAUUACUUGUUAGAGUUGCUCCAGUUUGAGUCUGCUGCUUUCCUACAAUUUUUCAAAUUUUAUAAUGUAUUAAAUACAAUAAACUCUGUUUAAAAAAUAAGGUCUGUGUGAAACACACAUGUUGGGGUAAGGCUGUACUGAAAUGAAAUUUUUCUUUUUUUAAAUUUUCUGUGUUGAGCCUCAUAAAGAAGCCUAAAAGCUGAGGCCAGUUUUGAGGUCAGAACUCACUAAAGGGGGCUGGCCCCAUGCCAUAGUGGUUAAAUUCAGUGUGCUCCACGUUGGCGGCCCGGGUUCACAGGUUCGGAUCCUGAGCGUGGACCUACACCACUCAUCAGACAUGCUGUGGCGGAGACCCACAUAUAAAGUGGAGGAAGAUUGGGACAGAUGUUAGUUCAGGGCUAAUCUUCCUCAACCAAAAAAGAGGAAGAUUAGCAACAGAUGUUAGCUCAGGGCAACUCUUCCUCACACACACAAAAAGAAUGGCAUUAAUAAAAAAAACUCACUAAAGGAUAAAGAAGUCGUCACCUGUUCUAAACAUUUCUGUUCCCACUCUGCAAGUGUUGUCUCAUGCUUUGUUAUUCUGCAUUGGCUAGCAAGAAUUCUUGUGAACUUUUUGUUUACAAAUUUCAGUUAUCUAUUGCUCCAGAGCAAAUCACACCAAAUCGUAGCAGCUUAAAACAUUUUAUUCUCUCUCAUGAUUCAGUGAUUCUCUGGUAUGGACUGGCCUUUGCUGGGCUGCUUCUGCACGAGAUGUCGUCGGGAGCCUGACAGGGCUGGGACGUCCAAGAUAGCUCCUCCACAGGGCUGCCAAUUGACAGUGGCUGUCGGCCUCUCCGUGUGGCUUGGGCCCCUCCCAGCGUGGGAGCUGGGUUCCAAGAGGGAGGAAGCGGAAGUCCUCUGAAAGGCUAGGCCUGGAACCACUCAGUGCACUUCUGCAGCAAUCUGUUGGUUCAACAGAUUCAGAGCCAGCCCAGCUUCAAGGGGAGGGGAAAGAAAAUCCGCCUCUUGUUGGGGAAAGUGACAAAGAAUUUAUAGCCAACUUGAAUCUACCAUAACACCUGUCCAAAAAAAUCCAAAAAGUAGGGCAUUGAAGCUUUGGAAGAAGUAGGGAAAAUCUCUGGGCCAGAAUGAUCACCUUAUUAUCUAGAGAGGUAAGAAACCUGAGAUUUCAAUACCACUUUGGAAUUAAGCCCUCAGCUUUUCCGAGGGAUUAGUGAUUCCGGAGGCUCCUCUAUCAGCCCUGCCAUCACCUUUCUUCCCUACUUCCUCUUCCUCGUUCCAGACACUCAAAAUAAACCUGGCAUGCUGAUAAGAUUGACAGGUAAACUAUAAUAUGUUUCUGCUGCAGAAGGCGUUCCUGUGGUGAUGGGCUAUUUCCAUCCUGAACUUUCUUUCUUUUUUUAAAUUAAAAAAUCUAUGCCUGAGGACACUAGUAAUGAAAAUAUCUCUGGCUUUUGAAACUAAAAGUAAGCUGUUAAUGGCUCCUAUCACCCCCUGAAACAAAGAGGCGCCCAAACACUGAGUUACUCUGAUGACUGCCAGCCAGACUUCCACAUGGUUUAAUGUUCCCUUAUUUGAGACUAAUACAUCACUGUCCCAGAUGGAGACAGCCAGGGCUGCUCCCACCAGCUGCUUGUCCUCCACGUCUUCCUGAAAGGAGAAUGAAAUUGCUAUAUCAUUUUACUAACAAUCCACCCUCAUUAGGCAAAAUUUUCUAGAAACAGUAAAGCAAGGGCCCCACUUUGGGACCUUCUGCAGGUUGUGGUCAUCAGUUCGCAUUUACCCUGCACUCUCCACGUGCACUUAGCAUUGUCCCAACCAAACACUGCACAGAAUUACAGGCAUUAGCUAUCGGCAUCCUCUUUGUUCUUUUCUCAAUUCUCAUGCCCAUUUAUACAAAUACAGCCCAACUGCACAUUCUUGCUACAAAAACUCCGAUCCAGUUCAACAGAGCAAACAUGUCACAUGUAAUUCUCACAUUUUUAGGUCUUACAACAUAUAAAUUCUUGGAUACCAAAUUCUUCAGGAAAGAGCUGGUCAAUCAAAAUAUGACUGGGUCACAACCUUAUUUUUUCCCUACUUUUUAUUAUCCAGUAUACAGCUCAUAUUCAAACCUCACCAGUCAUCCCAAUUAGGAUUUUUAUGGCUGUGCCUAUCUUCCCCCUAGAGGAUCUGAUCAAGGCCCAUGUGCUGCGUUGAUGAAUGUCUCUUUAGACUCUAAUUGAGAAAGGUUUCUCCAUCGUUUUGUUUGUUUCUUUCUUUCUUUGGUCUUCCCUCACAUUGGUUUAUUUGAAGAGUCUAGGUCAAUUGUUUUGUAGUUUGUUGCACAAGAUGGAUUUGUCUCAUUGGUCCCUCGUUGGUAGGACUAGGUUAAUUUUUUUUGCAAGAAUACUACACAGAUGAU